This is a messenger RNA of Frankliniella occidentalis (western flower thrips), 789 nucleotides long. RefSeq names its product DNA (cytosine-5)-methyltransferase 3C-like. Lineage: Eukaryota; Metazoa; Arthropoda; Insecta; Thysanoptera; Thripidae. The transcript has 4 exons. Gene Ontology annotation, cellular component: nucleus. Bases 1 to 789 code for a protein of 262 amino acids. The record is from RefSeq and is a predicted model, not a curated record. Gene Ontology annotation, molecular function: methyltransferase activity.
AUGGGCCGGCUAAGGUCGUCUGAGGUGGACCCUCAAUGCCUCCGUGUACUGAAAGAAAACCACACAGAUAUUUUACACAUUGGUGAUGUGAGGGAUUUAAAUACUGACAUCAUUGCAUCAAUGGGGACAGUCUCCUUUUUAUGUGGAGGGUCACCCUGUAACGAGGUCUCCAGGGUGAAUGGCGGAAGACGUGGAUUAUUUGAUGAAGAGGGGGACUCAAAUUUGUUUUUUCAUUUUGUGCGCAUAUUGAAACAACUGCAAGCAGCUGCAGUGGCAAGGGAAAGCCGUUUCUACUUCUUCUUUGAGAACACUGCUCAUUUAGAUGCAGUCACCCUGGAAGCUUUCACAAAGUAUCUUGUUAAUAGGGAGUUAGGCUGCAAGCCGAUCGUCCGCUGUGCUGCCCAUUACAGUGCCACGAAAAGGAAACGUCUCUUCUGGUCUAAUCUGCCAGGUUUCCAUGACAAGGAACUACCCAUGAAAAAUAACAGAGUGCUCCAGGAUUAUAUCGGGCCAGCCAGAAAAGCACUGGUCCAGGUAGCAAAGACAUUCACGACAAACAGAGGAGGGCAGAGGCGUAGUAACGGGGAGCUGCAGGUUGAAUUUGAGGGCCAGAAGGAGUUCCUUUAUGCGGCAGACCAGGAGAGGCUCCUAGGAUUCCCGGACGGGUACACUGAUAAGGGAGGCAUGAGCCAAACUGCCCGGUCGGCAUUAUUGGGAAGGACAUGGUCAGUCGAUGUUGUCAUGGAUCUGUGGACACCACUGUGUGAGAUAUUCCGAGGUACAGGUUGA